This is a messenger RNA of Fulvia fulva, 372 nucleotides long. RefSeq lists its product as uncharacterized. The transcript is spliced from 2 exons. Bases 1 to 372 code for a protein of 123 amino acids. The record is from RefSeq and is a predicted model, not a curated record. Gene Ontology annotation, biological process: mitochondrial translational termination. NCBI's taxonomy places the organism in Eukaryota, Fungi, Ascomycota, Dothideomycetes, Mycosphaerellales, Mycosphaerellaceae. Gene Ontology annotation, cellular component: mitochondrial large ribosomal subunit.
AUGUCAACAAGUGUGGUAUCCUCCAAAGCCACCCUCCGCAUCCCGACCACAUCCCUCCUCAACAUCCUUCCCAAAGUCCUCCAUUCUUCCAUCUUGACCAGCCGGUAUCAUGCUGCAAAGUCGAAUGACCUUGUCAUUCAAUCCGACGACUCGCGUAAACAAAACGACAACGUGACCGGCUGCUUCCGCAAGCUCCAUGAAUUGAUCGUUCAAGCCGGCCGCGACGCUGUGCCUGGCGAAACCAGUGUGGAGCAGACCAAGAGAGUGGAACAGCUGCAGAAGGCAGAGGCUGCAGGAAGGAGAAAGAUGAAAGAGCUCCAGAGCAAGAAGAAGAGUGCACGAAGAGGCGGCGGUGGCCGCGGCGAUGAUUGA